AUGUCAAAUACACAUUUACUAGUUAUUAAAACAUAGCUAAAGCUUCUUUUUGUUGUUAUAAUCCAACGAUUGUGGUCUGUCCACAUAUUCCGCGUUACCCUUCACCUUUAGUUACGGUAACAUGGUAUGGCCAGUCUGACAAUUUAGUAAUCAUAUCUCGUUUGUAUCGCUUUAAUUUGAAUGUUUAGUGUCAUGGAGUUAUUGUUACUUUUAUAUGUCAGUCACUGCAAGGCGUGAUAGCCCUAGUGUUGCCAUUUGUCAGCAAUAUUACACUGUUGUCAUAUUCCAGAUCUCAUUGCAUUGUUUAGUUCUAGUGGCUUCAUGGGACUAUACCGACUGGGUCACUGACGCUGUCAGAUAUUGCGGCAAUAAUUCAAGUGACCAAAACUAUUGCGCUUUACAAAAGAUAUUGUAAAAAAAUAGUAACAGAUAUUAGACAAAAUUCAAUUAGUAGCGGCUUCUAGUGAAGCCUGAUAUUAGCAUAACA
Molecule: messenger RNA, 487 nt
Organism: Babesia bovis T2Bo
Lineage: Eukaryota; Apicomplexa; Aconoidasida; Piroplasmida; Babesiidae
Exons: 1
Coding region: 215-415 (66 amino acids)
Source: RefSeq, a predicted model, not a curated record